AUGACUACAGAAUCAGAUUCUGUGGAUAUUCUGUCGAAAAGGGAUUCUUCGCAAGAAUUCAAUGAUAAUACUGGCGAUGAAAUCGAGGGUUUAAUUGACAUUUCACUUAAUAUUAGUGAUGAAGAACUCAAUGAACAAAUUCUGGAAAUUGAAAGUAUCGUCGAAAAUGAUAUACAGAUUCAGUAUAAGUCAUACGAGAAUCGACUGAAACAGGAGUUCAUGAAGUGGUCAGUCGUCCCCGUGUUUAAGACUAUUACCGAUUAUAAUGGUAUCAAUGAGUUGGAGUCCACGCGUAUAACCGAGGACAAUGAUCAUUCACUGAGAAUCGGUGGUGACAUAUUUGAAUUAACCGUGUUCAAAGACUUUUUGAAUAAUAUGAUACCUCAGUGGAAUACGGAUUCUAUCAUUAUGGACCUGUUAACAGUGAUUAUACUAUUUAACCCGAAUCGACCCAAUCUGAGACAUAAACACUACGUUAACCUGGAGCAACAGUUGUAUAUAUAUCUACUGCAACGGUAUCUGCUAUUGAAAUAUAAAUGUGAAUCCGAAUCGCAAACAAAUCUCUCAAAACUAAUGCAGUGUUUGAGUGAUUUAAGAGUUGCGGAUGAAUUGCAUCGACAGCACGAACUCAGUGAAUAUGAACCACACAAACAAUAUUACGGACCGCUAUUUAAGGAGAUUUUCGACUUUUAGAAAUGCAAUCGUUUAUUCAAAUAUUUAAUUU
Messenger RNA from Oppiella nova, 724 nucleotides. Lineage: Eukaryota; Metazoa; Arthropoda; Arachnida; Sarcoptiformes; Oppiidae. The record is from the annotation of a GenBank genome assembly.